Penicillium maclennaniae is the source of this 1311-nucleotide messenger RNA. RefSeq names its product putative aminotransferase family protein (LolT). The transcript has a single exon. The record is from RefSeq and is a predicted model, not a curated record. Lineage: Eukaryota; Fungi; Ascomycota; Eurotiomycetes; Eurotiales; Aspergillaceae. Bases 1 to 1311 code for a protein of 436 amino acids.
AUGGACGAGGCCGAUGGGCGACCAGACCCGUAUAUCCGGGCCCACCACGCAGAACACCUGGAGAAGGCGCGUGUAGCCGUCGCGGGGAUACUCAAUGCGCCAAAGGACGAAUGUGUAUUUGUGAAGAACGCAACCACCGGCGUCGCAACAGUGCUGUACAAUUUGAAUUUUCAGUCUGGAGAAGCCAUCAUCUUUUUCGAGUCAGUCUACGGAGCUGUGGAGAAGAGUAUUGUUUCCUUGCAAGAGCACUCGAAUCUUGAGUCUCGAAAGGUGCCAUUCCAGUUCCCUAUCUCGGAAGACGAGCUCGAGAGCCGAUUCCGGGAAGUUGUCCGUAAGACUCGCGAAGAAGGUCUCAAGGUCGUGGCUGCUGUUUUCGAUACCAUCGUCAGCAACCCAGGAUGUCGCUUUCCCUUUGAGCGGUUCACUGCCAUCUGUCGUGAAGAGGACAUUCUUAGCGUGAUCGAUGGCGCCCACGGCAUUGGACAGAUCCCACUUGACUUGGAAAAAUUACAGCCCGACUUCUUGGUGUCUAACUGUCACAAGUACGAUGUCCCCGGUCUCCCCUAUUCCUGGCUUUGGCCGGAAAAAACAUUCAAGACUGACUUUCCCUACAGGUGGCUCUACACGCCUCGCAGCUGCGCUGUUCUCUAUGUCCCUAAGCGCAAUCAGCAUUUUAUGCGUACCACUCUUCCCACUUCAUGGGGCUUCAUCCCUGGCCCCUCGUCCACUGACACCCGGCAAUCAGUUCUUGCUGAUCCAAACACCGUUAAGAAAAGUACUUUAUUCGAAGGAUUAUUCGAAUUUGUUGCCACAAGCGAUGACUCCGCUUACAUCUGCAUACCAGCCGCGCUGCAAUUCCGCAAGGAGGUCUGCGGCGGAGAAGAGGCUGUCAUGUCCUAUUGUACUGAUCUCGCCAUCGAAGCCGCCGACAUUGUCGCAUAUAUCCUUGGGACAGAGGUUCUGCAAGAGCCGGACCUGAAGCCCGGAGAAACGAGCAAUAUGCGCCAAUGUGCCAUGGCAACGGUGCGCUUGCCUAUUGCUGUUUCCGAUGAGCCUGUUUCAGGUGCAGCUGUGACGAUUUCACCAAACGAGGCCCCUGGGGUCUUUUCAUGGAUUCAAACGACCCUGAUGAAAGAGCAUGAUACCUUUGUCCCUGUUUUCCGACAUGGCUCGUGGCUGUGGACUCGGCUGAGUGCUCAAACGUAUUUGGAUAAGAGUGACUUUGAGUGGCUGGGAGGUAUUCUGCGGGACCUUUGCGAACAAGUUGCGAAGAAGGAGGGGAAGUGGACUGCCACUUUGGCUGUUCAUUGA